This is a messenger RNA of Rotaria sordida, 2232 nucleotides long. Lineage: Eukaryota; Metazoa; Rotifera; Eurotatoria; Philodinida; Philodinidae. The record is from the annotation of a GenBank genome assembly.
AUGCAAUGUCGUUUAUAUUAUUAUCAAUAUCCUAUUAGACUUCUACAAGUUGCUAUUCGACAAUUAUCAAGUUUGAAUGAAGAAAAACCUAAAUAUCAUAAUUCAACAGAAAAUCAAAAAGCAAAAUGGUAUCGAAAUGGACUUCAUCGACCAUUGUUAUCCGGCACAAGUACGUUUGAAAAACGUAAUAUUUUUCUAAUGGGACCUCCAGGUAGUGGAAAAACAAGUGUUGGACGUGAGUUAGCUCGUUUAAUGAAUAAACCUCUUAUUGAUAUUGAUGAUAAUUGGCUUGAACCACGAUGGAAAACAAGUGUAGCAUCAAAAUUAACUGAACUUGGUGAUGAACAAUUUCUUGAAGCUGAAGGUCGUGAAUUAUUAGCAAUAGAUCAUCAAAAUCAUAUUAUAUCAUUAACGGGUUCAAAUCCUUUACAUUCUCAAUCAAUGGAACAUCUUUCUCAACUUGGUAUAUUUGUCUAUUUGGAUGUAUCACGUGAAACAAUUUUAAAUCGUUGUGAAAUGAUGAAAGUUGAUCGUAUUGUUGGACAACGAACAAAAACAUUGAAUGAUAUACUUGCAUGGCGUGAACAUAUUUAUGAAAAAUCAUAUGAUAUAAGAAUUAUUAUUGGUAAAGAUGAAACACAGAAUGAUAUAGCAAAAAAAAUUUUCAAUCAACUUGAACAACAAUCAAAAUUUUAUGAAAGUACUCGAAGUGAAUAUCAAAAGAAAAAUCAACAAUUUCUUGAUAUUAUUCAACAAGGACUUGCACCUGAUGGUGGACUUUUUGUUACUCGUUCAUUCAGUCGAUUAUCUCUUAAUGAAUUACAACGUUUAAUUGGUUUAUCAUAUCCUGAAAUAGCUUUACGUAUUAUGGAACGUUUUCCACUUGGGACACUUCAUCCAUCUCAUUUACGUUCUUUACUUUGGCAAGCAUAUUCAACAUUUAAUAAACAAAUUUUACCAGUUCGUCAUCUACAAAAAAAUCAAUAUUUAAUGGAAACUUUUCAUGGACCAACAGCAUCAUUUAAAGAUUUAAGUCUUCAAUUAUUACCUCAUUUAUUGCAAGCAGCUACAGAAUUAACAUCAAAAGAUGAUAAUAAAUCAAAUCGUUUAGGUCUUCUUGUUGCUACAUCAGGAGAUACAGGUUGUGCAACACUUGAUGCUUUUGCACGAUUACCUGGUACACCUAUUAUUGUUCUUUAUCCAAAUACUGGUGUAUCUAUUAUACAAAAACUACAAAUGCAAACAACAUCCGGUGAUGUUUGUAUUUUAGGUGUUGAUGCUGAUUUUGAUUUUUGUCAAACAAUGGUUAAAAAUCUUUUUCAUGAUAAAAAAUUUCUUUUUGAUAUUAAUCAAAUUUUACCUGAUCUACAUCUUUUAUCAGCUAAUAGUAUUAAUUGGGGUCGAUUUUUACCUCAAAUUGUAUUUACAAUAAGUUCUUAUUUACAACUUAUUGAACAAGGUGUAAUAAAUUUAGGUGAAUUAGUUGAUAUUUGUAUACCAACAGGUAAUUUUGGUAAUAUACUUGGUGCUUUUUAUGCUCGACAAUUAGGUUUACCUAUUCGACAUUUAAUAACAGCAUCAAAUGAAAAUAAUGUUAUUACUGAUUUUAUUCGAACAGGAUCAUAUGAUUUACGUAAUAGAUCAUUUCAAAAAACAAUUAGUCCAAGUAUUGAUAUAUUAAUUAGUUCAAACCUUGAACGACUUAUUUAUUUAUUAUCAAAUGGAAAUUAUUCAAUGAUUCAACAAUUAUUCACUAAACUUUCAAAUGAUCGUUAUUUUAAUAUUAAUUCAAACUUAUUAAAACAAAUUCAAUCUGAAAUUCAAGGUGAUUGGACAAAUGAAAAUGAAUGUAUAGAAACAAUAAGAAAAAUUUAUUAUGAAACACAACAAUUAAUUGAUCCACAUACAGCUGUUGCUGUAUGUGUUGCAGAAAAAUUUUUAAAACAAGAUAAUAUACCAAUGCUUAUUUCAUCUACAGCUCAUUAUGGAAAAUUUCCUCAGACAAUAUUAAAAGCAAUUAGUAAUAAUGAACAAUCAUUAUUAUCAAAUGAUAUAUCAACAUUAUUCAAAGAUUUACAAUCAUUAAAAUCAAUUUCACCAAUGCAUCAUGAAUUAAUUAAAUUAUCAAAUAAACCUAUUAUACAUAGAAAUGUAGUUGAAGCAAAAAAAUCGGCUAUUAUUAAAGAAAUUAAAAUAUUUUUAGAACAAUUUUCUAAAAAACAUUUAUCCUAA